AUGGGGAGGUCUUCGGUUUAUCACAACCUUCCUUCUUCAAGUCAUGUUCAAGAACGAAAUGGCCUUUGGAAAGCCAUUUGGCUUAUUAAAGUUCCACGUAAAAUUCUUUUCUUUCUUUGGCAAUGCUGUUACGACCGCAUCCCUGUCCAGGCUAACCUCCGUGCUAGAGGUAUUCCAGUUGAUCCUAGUUGUUAUUUUUGUGGUGAAGAGGAGGAAACAGUUUGCCAUCUCCUUUUUCGUUGCCGCUUCUCUCAGAUGGUGUGGAAUACUUCUCCUCUCAGAAUUGAGGAAUUUGAUCCUAGCUUGACGAAGUGGAGUCAAAUUUGGCUCCAUCUCAACAAUUUCUGGUCCCAUAGCCAUCACUCUGUUGAGUUGAGUAGUCUUGGAGCCUUGUUGUGUUGGCAUAUUUGGAAGGCGAAAAAUGAUGGGGUAUUCAAGAAUAUUCGUAGAGAUGUAGCCGAAGUGGUUUCUAUUGCGGUUUCUGAUCUCUCAGAUUUUGAUGCAGUUUUUAAGUUCAAAGAUUUUUUCUCUCCAGUCCUGGAUCGCCAUCUUUCUGCUCCUUCCCAGUGGUCUCCUCCACCUGUGGGUUUCUUGAAACUUAAUCUAGACGUUUCUUUUUCUUCUAUCUUUUUGGAGUGCGGAGGCGGUAUCAUCCUUCGAGAUGAGCUCGGCAGGCCUAUAAAGAUUGCUUCCUUGUUCUUCCAUCGUGUGAGUAAUGUGGAGUUGGCUGAAGCUUUGGUGCUUCGGGAGAGUCUGAAGCUUGCUCAUGCUUGGGGUUACUCAAAAGUUAUUUUUGAAGGAGAUUGUAAAUCGGUGAUGUCUUUAAGGCCUAAUGCUAUUUUUGUCUCAGUUGUUUUGGAGGACUUUGCAUCCAUGUUUCAAGUCAUGGAGGGAUGCAGUCUCUCUUGGAUUCCUCGCUCUUGCAGCAGUGUUGCUCACUCUUUGACUCAUCGUGCCUUGAAGUCCAGGAGCUCUGAUCUACCAUAUGGUUGGCCAGACAAUUAUCAGCAAUCAGUCGCUGAUUAUCGGCAUGUUCCAGCAACUGAUUAUCGGUAUGUUCCAGAAGUCACUGAUUAUCGACAAACGCCAACAACCGCUGAUUAUCGGCAUGUUCCAACAGUCACCGAUUAUCGGCAAGUUUCAACAGCCAAUUAUCGGUAUGUUCCAACAGUUGAUUAUCGGCAAGUACCGAUAGUCGAUUAUCGGCAGACUCCAACAGUCGCUGAUUAUCGGCAAGUUUCAGCAUCAGAUUAUCGGCAAGUUUCAGCAGCCAAUUAUUAG
Messenger RNA from Cornus florida, 1281 nucleotides. RefSeq lists its product as uncharacterized. Bases 1 to 1281 code for a protein of 426 amino acids. Lineage: Eukaryota; Viridiplantae; Streptophyta; Magnoliopsida; Cornales; Cornaceae. The record is from RefSeq and is a predicted model, not a curated record. Gene Ontology annotation, molecular function: RNA-DNA hybrid ribonuclease activity; nucleic acid binding. The transcript is spliced from 3 exons.